GCCUCCAGCGAGCAGAAGUGGGAAGGAUUGUGGGACUAUCGCAGGAAAACUACAGCUCGUGAUUGGGUAGUGGCUGUCACCCACUUAUGUAGCAAAUUAGGUUAGUGUCAGCUCCAGCGGCUCAUUUCGUGGGAAGAAUCCUUCGCCGUUUGUCACCUAUGGGCUGCUCCAGGCUUGCCUUCUUAUGUCUCCAUUGGCUUCAGGAAAAUUGCGUACAUAGCUUGAGGAAAGAGCAAAGCCUUGGAGAGGAUUCAAGCUUUCUUUGGAGAAAACUCAAUGAAAAAAAGACUUGUUUAAGAUAAAUUUUAAGAUUAAGACUUUAUAAAGGAGUAUGACCAUUGCCUAUGUAAGAGACAAAAAAAAAAAUUCUGCUUGAUUUACAUCUCUAGCUGAUGAUGUCUUCCAGAUUAAACAUAUGGAUACACAGUAUCUCUUUUAUCUUGAUAUGUGUGUUUUAUAAGUCUAUAGCAAUUAAUAAAAAUACUCUGAUGGAACUGAGUCUUCAGGAAUAUUUCAGCAUUUUGCAGACAGGCAAAACCUCCCUAGUUUAUUUUAGUCAAGAUGUUUCUCUAGAUAUUACUGUAUUUCUUGAAGAAUUGAGAAAAGCAGCUGGACCUCUUCAUAAUUAUGGGAUUACAGUUGUGAAGGUUAAUUGUGCUAAAGGAGAAGUAUCAAGAUACUGUGGAAAGGAAAAUAAUUUGACAAAAGCAUAUUUAUUCCGAGGUAAUAUAUUACUCAGAGAAUUCCCCACUGAUGCUUUGUUUGACGUGAAUGCCAUUAUAGCUAAUGCUCUCUUUGCACUUCUAUUUAAUGAAAUAAAAUACAUUACUUCAGUAGAAGACUUUGAAAAUAUAGAAAAUGCUAUGAAGGGAAAAACAAAUAUUGCCCUCAUAUAUGUGAGAGCAAUUGGAACACCAGAACAUAGAGCAGUAAUGGAAACUGCUUUUGUACAUGGUAAUACAUAUCAAUUUGUAUUAACUACUGAAGCUGCCCUUUUGGAAGGAAUGGGGGCUGCAAAUUCUGAUAUGAUAUCUGGAAGUUUUUUCUUCUUUCAUUGUAAACUUGUCUUAGAUUUGACUCAGAAAUGCCAAAAAACUCUAUUAGAACAGCCAUUAACUGUAUUAAACAUUCAUCGAUUUCUCAAGCUGAUGGAUGCACCUUUGUUGACUGAAAUUACUGAAGAUCCUGAAAAAGUUUCAACUAUUCAUCUCCAACUUGGUUUGCCACUGAUUUUUAUUAUUAGUCAGCAAAACACCUAUGAAGCUGAUAAGAAAAUCGCAGAAAUAGUCGCUUGGCGCCUUCUUGGAAAAGCAGGAAUCAUAUUACUGGACUCCUCAGAUUUGAACAUUCCUGCUCAUGCCAAUGUUAUUAUCAAAAGACCAAAAGCGGGAAUACCAAUUGACUACUUGGUUUUACAUGAUGCUAAUUCAAUAAUAUCCCUUGUGGAAAAUAAUACACCUGUCCAAAAUAAUGAGGCAGCUAAAGAAUAUGAAGAAGAUGAAAUGGAGACUCUAAAUCUAGAUAUUCAAGAUGAUCAAGUGGUUGGAACAGUUUAUAGAGACAGGAAAAGAAAUUUACCUUUGGAACUGAUAAUAGAAUUAACUGAAGAAACAUUUAACAGCAUAAUAAUGAAUACUUCUAGCAGCAUAAUAUUAUUUUAUACUAAUUGGGAAGCAGUGUCCUUAGCAUUUUUGCAAUCCUAUGUUGAUGUGGCAGUUAAAUUGAAAGGAGUAUCCAAUAUGUUAUUUACUAGUAUCAACUGUGGAGAUUGGUCUAAUGUUUGUACAAAACAAAAUAUCACUGAAUAUCCUAUUGUAAAGAUAUUUAAGGAGGGAGAGAAGCCAGUAAUUUAUACUGGUAUUCUAGGAGCUGAAUAUCUCCUGAAAUUCAUAAGAUUAAACCGAAUUUCAUGUCCAGUGAAGAUAGUGACUAUUGAAGAAGCAGAAAAAUAUUUAAAUGGGGAAUUAUAUAAAGAAUUAACAUCCUAUUCUAGUGUGUCAGUUCUGGCAAUAUUUAGCUCAAACAUGACAGAAGAAAAGGAAAAUUUCAUUGAAGCAGGAAACAGUCUAAAAGGUUUUGUCAUCACAGGAUUCUAUUCUGAAGAUGAUGCUUUGAUCCUGUCAAAGAAAUAUGCUGUGACUCUUCCAGCACUAUUGCUUGCCAAACACAAAGAAAAGAAGAUAGAUAGCAUUCUGCUCUCUAAUUCUGAUGCUAAGAAUAUAGUUCAAAUAAUAAAAAGUACAAUGUUGGGAAUAUUUCCAGAAAUAACAGUGGAAAAUCUUCCCCUGUAUUUAAAACUAAAGAAACCAUUACUUAUUUUGUUCAAAGAUGGCAAUUUAAAUCACAAGGAUGAAAAAGAGAUGUUAACCUUACUAAAGCAAAAACACCUGGAAACACUCAUCCCUUGCUGGUUAAAUCUUAAAACUACUCCGGUGGGGAAAGGAAUACUGAAAGCUUAUUUCAAGCAUCUGCCUCCACUACCAGUUCUUGUUUUAGUGGAUCUCCAUUCACAGGGCCAAGUAGCUUCAUUUCCAUUGGAUCAAACUAUAAAUGAAAAAAACAUUUUGUUGUGGCUUCAGAGAUUAGAAGGAGGAUUAGAAAGUCCACUUAUAACUUUAUCUGAUGAAGAGUGGAAACCACCCCUUCCUGCUUACAAUUUUCUGAGCAGGAUGGAUGCUACUGUUCCCUACAGAGAAAUCGCCCAGUUUCCUACAGAGAAUAUGAUUAAAUGUGCAAAAGUAUCUGAUCUACAACAGCAAAACAAGGGACUCUCUGAAGAUAAUUCUGCAAUCAGAAAGGAAGCUACUUAAUGAAAAUGAAGCACUGGAAAAGAUGUUUAAACAUGAUGUUAAUGAUUGGUGAUUUUCAAAAUUUAGUUAACUGCAGUAUUUGAGAAAAGUAUGUCAAAGGUUUUUUGACUAAUCUGACACUUGACUGUAUUACAUUAAAUAAAAAACAUAACUUUUAAAGCCCUGGGUAAAAUGUAUAUUCCUUAGAUUGUUUAUUAAUUUAACUUAUCUGGCAUGUGAACAGCACUUUGAAGGGAGAAUAGGCAUAUAGCCAGACAGAGAUUAAAACAAAUAAGCUUCAUAUAAAGAAAUGGACUCAUCAUCUAAUGACAUAUAGGUAUUUUAAUAUCUUUAAUGUCAGGCAUAAAUGCUUCAUAUCAAAAUUACAAAUGUAAACUUGCCAGCAAGUUUAUCAGUAGUCUACAUAAGUGUGUUUGUUUAUUUUGUUACACAGUCUAUAACACACUUAGAUGUUUGAAUUUACUCUUCUAGUUCAUUACUGUUGUGAGAAAAUGAAUGAGAAAGUACUUUGAGAAAAUGGAAAUUACUAAAUUAAAAUAUUAAUGUAAAGAAUAGCCUAAUUUUGCUCAAAUGCUUGUGGUAUUUCCAAACAAGAUUUCUAAAAAGCCUGGGAAACUUUUAUGAAUCUUCUAAAGACUCAAAGAUUCAACUUUAUAUAUAUUUAAAGACAAAUUUAUUUAAAAUAAGAAUAGCAAAUAAUUACUACCCUUGCUAAAUUUCAGAUAAUAGUAUAAAUGAAGCCUGUCACAUUUCUGUUUAAAAUAGACAAUUUUCAUAUGAUUUCUCUGCUCUCUGCUAUCAUAUGAUUUCAAGCAAGUAAAACUCUCUGAGCCUCUUUUUCUCUAUUUAAAAUAAUACUUGUCUAUAUCCUCUAAAUAGUUAUGAUAAAUCAGAAGUCUUACAUAUUAUAUGUCAUUUAUAUUAUGACUACUAUUAAUUAUUGGAUGACAAUGGAAAUUAGUGAAUUUUAAAUAAGAUAAAUAGUAUUGAUUAUACUAAGAAGAUAAUACACUUAAAACCCAAUCUUAGUGUAAUAGUAGCUACUAUCAUACAAAACAUGUGAAAAAUAGUUUCUGAUAUUUAGAAUACUGUACACAUAUAUGCUAAAACAUUUAAUUUAUGGAAGUACAUAAUUCCUUUGUUGGUAGUUAUUGUUAACAUUGCAUUUUACUAGAGUAAUCUUACAGAGAAGCCUAUUUUGAAAAAAUGAUGUUUCAAUCCUUCCAGAUGAAGAUAAAAUUUCCUAGCAGCAAACAGAUUGCAAAUUAUUUAUAUCAUAAGACUCUUCCUAUUUUGUUUCAGAAAAAUAAAACCCAAUAUACAAAGACAUGUUUUCAUAAAUGCAAACCAUGGAAUUUUUUUGAUAUCUUUAUGGAGAUUUUUUAAAAGUUGGUCACUGUCAUUGCCCAAAAGCCAUUAAUUACUAUUUUUUGUGUGUGAAUAUAAAGAUACUGGAAUUAUCACUAUUUAUUUACAUAAGAAUGACUAGCAAGAUUCGUUUAUGACAAUUAUCUCUAUGCCUAUUUAAGAUUAGUCUUUGGUAUUUGAAUGCAGUUUCUAUUUUCAGAGGAUGGUGUUUGUAUCUCUCGUCUCCUUGAAUUACAUUCAACAAAUCAAAACCUUUAAAA
Messenger RNA from Sarcophilus harrisii (Tasmanian devil), 4438 nucleotides. It is a transcript of the gene TXNDC16, whose product is annotated as thioredoxin domain containing 16. NCBI's taxonomy places the organism in Eukaryota, Metazoa, Chordata, Mammalia, Dasyuromorphia, Dasyuridae. Bases 393 to 2810 code for a protein of 805 amino acids. The record is from RefSeq and is a predicted model, not a curated record. The transcript has 21 exons.